Molecule: messenger RNA, 1299 nt
Organism: Anneissia japonica
Lineage: Eukaryota; Metazoa; Echinodermata; Crinoidea; Comatulida; Comatulidae
Product: arsenite methyltransferase-like
Exons: 7
Biological process (GO): toxin metabolic process; arsonoacetate metabolic process
Cellular component (GO): cytosol
Molecular function (GO): arsenite methyltransferase activity
Source: RefSeq, a predicted model, not a curated record
UUUGACUCUGAACGUUCAUUUACUUACAGAUACUUUGGUUGUGGACUGUGUAUUCCAACAUGUAUUGAAAAUGCUAAAUUGUUGGACCUUGGGAGCGGUUCGGGUCGUGACUGUUACCUUCUAAGCAAGCUGGUUGGGGAAAAUGGUCAUGUGACCGGAAUCGACAUGACAGAGGAACUGCUAGAUCUGGCCAGGAAAUACGAGGAUUAUCACAGUCAGCGCUUUGGUUAUAAGACUAGCAAUGUGGAAUUUGUAUUAGGCUACAUUGAAAAGUUAGCAGAAGCUGGAAUUAAAGAUAAUAGUUUGGAUAUAAUCGUUUCGAACUGCGUAGUCAAUCUGACACCUGAUAAAAAGAAGGUUUUGCAAGAGGUCUUCAAAGUUCUGAAAGAAGGAGGAGAGAUGUAUUUUAGUGAUAUGUAUGCUGAAAAGCGUAUUGCAGAAGACCUACGUCAAAACAAAGUUCUAUGGGGAGAAGGUUUGUCUGGUGCCCUCAUAUGGAGUGAUUUAGUAAACUUUGCAAAAGACGUAGGAUUUUCUCCACCACGCAUUGUUUCAGUUACUCCUAUUCCUGUCACAAACCCAGAGAUCGUCAAACUUGUAGGCAACACGAAGUAUAUUUCUGUUACGUGUAGGUUGUUCAAACUACCCGCCAAUAAAGAAAAUGAGAGUGUAGUGGUCUAUAAGGGCACUGUGACUGAUCAUCCCGACAGCCUUAACAUUGAUAUUUCUUCAACAUUUAAGGCGAAUUGUCCUUCCUAUGUUGACAGCACAAUGGCGACAAUUCUCAAAUGCAGUCGCUAUGCAAAUGAUUUCACCUUUGAUACUGGUGGUUCAUCAGAGGCCAAGAAAGCUUGUCAGCCAGAGAAACUUGAUUGUACGAUGGAUCCAUUUGUAUACCUUGAGAACAAGCCUGUAGCAUCUGAAUGUGGGCCUAAAUAAUGGAGAAUGCUCCAAGGCUAGAAGAGGAAUAUGACCACACUCGAUAUCAUACCUAAUCGUGGAAGAGUAGCGGAUGGUGAUCAUUUAACUUUCUGUUAAUGACUUCACCCAACUUUUAUCUUACUUGAAAUGUAUUAAUCAGUAUACAGUAGAUAUAUCAGGGGCAGAUCUAGUUUCAUAUUUAGAGGGGGGGGGGGUUAGACUUUUUUCAAAAAAACGCCAAAAAAGGGGGUCAGGGGUCCUCCCCCGGGAAAAUGUUGAUCACUAGAUGGCAGGAAAUGAGCUUUUCCGACUUCUGAGGUGUCUUUUAAUGACUUCUAAGUUCUUCAAAAUUCAAGGUUUUCCCCUCUUGAAAACGGU